UAAGAUAGAUUGCCAGUGCUCCAGGCCCUGUCUCCAGAGAUUCUCAUUUGAUUUGUCAAAGGACAUUGUUUUUGCAAAAGUUCCCCUUGAGAUACUAAGGAAUAGCCAGGGUUAAGAAGCAUUUCCCUCAAACUUUUCAAACAUUUCACUGUAUUUUCAAAUAAUAUUUGAAAAAUACUGCUAACUGGGUCUGACCCUGGGAUUCUGAUUUAGUUAACCCCAGAAUAAGGCUGAGUAUCAGGAUUUCUAAAAGCUUCCAAGAGAAUCCAAGAGAAUCUAACGUGCAGCCUGGGGUGAGAACCAAUGCCCUAGACCAACUACAUCAUUUCACAGAUGGGAAGUGGAAGCCCAGAGAUGGGAAUGUGUUUGUCCAAGGACACACAGCAAAUGAAUGAAUUCCUCCUCACACACUACAGGGCACAAAGCACCUGACUCCUUUGUCAUCUCUGAUCAUUUCUUCCAUACAAAUGAUCUCAUUUGAACCUUCAUAACUUCUGGUGAAGUAGUGGGCAGUCAUUUCCCCCAUCUUACAGAUGAGGAUAUCAAGGAACAGAACUGUCCAGGUGACUUGCCCAAGGUAAAGGCAAGAACCUAGAAUGCCCAGUUCCUGGUCCAGCACUCUUUUAGCGCCAUCCAUGUGCAGAUUCUAGAAUGAACAGAUCAAUCCUGUGAGGUGGGUUCCAGGUGUAAAAGGGAAGGACUAUGAGGGGACUUCCCUGGUGGCUCAGAGGUUAAAGCGUCUGCCCCCAAUGUGGGAGACCUGGGUUCGAUCCCUGGGUCGGGAAGAUCCCCUGGAGAAGGAAAUGGUAACCCACUCCAGUAUUCUUGCCUGGAGAAUCCCAUGGAUGGAGAAGCCUGGUAGGCUACAGUCCACGGGGUCGUAAAGAGUCGGACAUGACUGAGCGACUUCACUAUACUAUGACUAUGAGGUGACAUUCUAGAAGGGUGGAGAAGGUAGGACAGGAGGCAGAUGACUGUUCCCUCACAAACGGGGGCUUUGGGGCAGCCAUGUCCUAUUUCAUGUCUCCACAGACUCAGCCAGGUCUUCCAUCUUCUGGCCAAGGUGGGGCCGCUUCUCCGGGCUCAUCUCUUGGCCUCUAUAGUCCUAUAGAGCCAGGGGUGGUAGCCUCUGGUGGACAAGGCCCACUGAGCCAGAAAGCUGAGCAGGUGACACCUGUUGCCCAGGCCUGGGGCCCGGCCCCUGGGGGCACUGGCUGGGAGCUACCGAGGCAGGAGUACAACUGGUACUGCCACAAAUUCCCCGCCGCGAGGCAGCCGGAGAACCUGGGCCGGGAGGAUGGCUGCUCCAGAAGCAGAGCCCCCCAGCUGGGUGGCCCCAGCAGGCCUGCGCCCCUGCUGCUGUGUGGGCUGUCACCUGGGGCUCCGCUGAUGCCCGCCGAAGCAGGGGGGAAGGAGGCCACCUCCCAGCCCGACAUCUGCAUCCUGACCUUGGCCAUGAUGAUUGCUGGCAUCCCCACCGUGCCCGUCCCAGGCCUGCGGGAGGAGGACCUGAUCCGGGCGGCUCAAGCUUUCAUGAUGGCCCAUCCGGAGCCGGAGGGGGCUGUGGAGGGGGCCCAGUGGGUGCAGGCGCAGACCCACAUAGCCUCUGGGCCAAUGGCCUUAGCAAGAUCCCGGAGGGGCCAGCCUCCUGGCUCCUACUUGUAGCUGGAUGAAAUAGCACCAGACACAGAGGGUGGCUUCUCUGUAUGGUUUUUGGGCAGGCAGGGUUGGUGGUGCCUAUGGCAGGGACUGGAAUAAGGUGGUGGUCUGAGCCACUCUGACAAAUACUGACCCAUUCAGGGCCCAGACUCCAGGAAGUUCCAAGAAACCAUUAAGCUGGGAGAUGGGUCUUUGAUCAGAGUGGUUACAAUGAGAAUUACUGAGGUAGGCGGCCCUGCUUGGAGAGUGGAGGCUUCUUUUGUACCGUUUUGGUAUUCCCAUCAGAAUUCUUGGGCAAAGCCCUAGGCAACGUGCACUUUUCUCCUGCCUUUUGUUUCUCACUCUGCUGAGGGCAGGUGAUGAGACCACAGGCAAGGAAGGAACAUUAACUCUUAUUUGAGCACCCACUGGGAAUCAGCCCAUCACAUUCCCAUUCUCCUCUCAUCUUACCAGUGCUCUGGGAAAGCUCCAUUUUUACAGGUGAAUGAAUUGUGGCUUAGAGAGGUGACUCGCCUCAAGUCCCAGGACAAGUAAAAGGCAGCACCAGGCCUCAGAAAACAGGGAAGAAACCAGAAUUUGCAACGUAAUGGCAGACUC
Molecule: messenger RNA, 2256 nt
Organism: Bubalus bubalis (water buffalo)
Lineage: Eukaryota; Metazoa; Chordata; Mammalia; Artiodactyla; Bovidae
Gene: SPATA25
Product: spermatogenesis associated 25
Exons: 2
Coding region: 1009-1665 (218 amino acids)
Biological process (GO): spermatogenesis
Source: RefSeq, a predicted model, not a curated record